Molecule: messenger RNA, 1602 nt
Organism: Carcharodon carcharias (great white shark)
Lineage: Eukaryota; Metazoa; Chordata; Chondrichthyes; Lamniformes; Lamnidae
Gene: syt12
Product: synaptotagmin XII
Exons: 9
Coding region: 1-1602 (533 amino acids)
Biological process (GO): cellular response to calcium ion; regulation of dopamine secretion; calcium-ion regulated exocytosis
Molecular function (GO): phosphatidylserine binding; SNARE binding; calcium ion binding
Source: RefSeq, a predicted model, not a curated record
AUGGACCAGAUCCUGAGUGGGCUGCCCAGAAUUCAGUGCUAUCUUGAUGACAUCUUGAUAAUGGGCAAGACUGAGGAGGAUCAGCUCAAGAACUUGGAUGCCUUCCUACAUAGGCUAGACGAGUAUGACAAAUGGGUUCGCAAAGACAAAUGCGAGUUUUUUAAGCCCCCUGUGGAAUAUUUGCGGCACAUCAUUGAUGCUGCCGGGCUUCACAAAAGGGUGAACAUCAGUGGGUUGUGGGAUUACUACGAGUUACAAGUGGGAUCUUGGGGCAGUACACCUAUAACUACCAAUUACACAGAGAUUCUCAACAAGUUCAAAAGCCAACCAUCCACUAUGGAAGAAAACCCAGCAGACUAUCCCACAAGUGUAAUCAAAAACCCACCGGCCUGGGAAAUGGGAAUAUAUGGAUCAGGAGUCCUGAUUAUCCUGAUGAUUGUUGGAGUGAACCUAUGGAAACUGUGGAAAUCUGGAAAUUAUCCUGUCCCAUCCCCCUUCCCAAAUUAUGAUUACAGAUACCUGGAACAGAAGUACGGAACUUCAUACUCUGAGGUUCGGCAGAAGAGAACAGUGGCUUCAAAUUACAAAAAGCCCACAGAGAAGAAUCUUCCCAGCCGCCAAUCAAGCCUAAAGAUAGACGAGACAUAUGAAACCAUCAACGAGCUCGGGACUCUGGAACUGAUGACUAAGGAUAUGGAGUUGACAUCUUAUGGACCCAUGAAAAAGUCUGUAUCCACAGACUCACUGAGUUCCAUAUCUUCUAUUGGUAAUAACUUUGGCCAUGACUUCACAGUUGGGCAGAUUGAGAUGUGCUUGGAGUACAAUAUGAACUCAAACACCUUGCACGUCACUCUGGUACAGGGGAAAGAUUUGCUUGAGAAAGAGGAUGUCAAUUUUGAAUCUUGCUUCGUGCGCAUCAACUUGCUGCCAGAUGAGCAGAUUGUUGGGAUUUCUCGGAUUCAGAGGAAUGCAUUCUCUGUGUUCUUUGAUGAGAAGUUUUCCAUUCCGCUGGACCCCUCCGCUCUCGAGGAGAACAGUCUGCGGUUUUCGGUAUUUGGAAUCGAUGAAGAUGACAGAAACAUCAGCACAGGUUUGGCAGACCUGAAACUGUCAGAUCUGGAUCUUAGCUACCGUGCCUUCAAUGCUUGGCUUUAUUUGCAGGAUGUCAAUAAGGCAACAGACACAGUUGGAGAGAUCCUGCUCUCUCUCAGUUACCUGCCUACAGCAGAGCGGCUGACAGUGGUGGUGGUCAAAGCCAAAAAUCUAAUCUGGAACAAUGAAAAGACCACAUCUGAUCCAUUUGUGAAAGUUUAUCUCCUUCAGGAUACGAGGAAAAUAAGUAAGAAAAAGACAGCAGUGAAGAGAGAUGAUCCUAAUCCUGUUUUCAAUGAAGCCAUGAUAUUUUCAGUCCCUGCGAUUGUUCUGCAGGAAUUGUCACUGAGAAUAACAGUGGCUGAAUGCAGUGAAGAUGGAAGAACUGAGAACAUAGGACAUGUCAUUAUUGGACCUGAGACCAGUGGAAUGGGCGUCACUCACUGGAAUCAGAUGCUGGCAACAUUAAGGAAACCCGUCUCCAUGUGGCACGCUCUCCGAAAAAAAUAA